Messenger RNA from Cavia porcellus (domestic guinea pig), 1295 nucleotides. It is a transcript of the gene Tpi1, whose product is annotated as triosephosphate isomerase 1. Gene Ontology annotation, biological process: glycolytic process; glycerol catabolic process; glyceraldehyde-3-phosphate biosynthetic process. The record is from RefSeq and is a predicted model, not a curated record. Bases 16 to 876 code for a protein of 286 amino acids. Gene Ontology annotation, cellular component: cytosol. The transcript is spliced from 7 exons. Gene Ontology annotation, molecular function: triose-phosphate isomerase activity. NCBI's taxonomy places the organism in Eukaryota, Metazoa, Chordata, Mammalia, Rodentia, Caviidae.
CGGGGCGGGGCGGCCAUGGCAGGGGGCGGGCAGGAGGCGGGCUUCUGCUUCACCAGCCUGUACAUAAGCGGGCAGUGGCCGCGGCUGCGCGCUGAUCCUGACCUUCAGUGUGCCGGCUCUAGCGCCAUGGCGCCGUCCAGGAAGUUCUUCGUGGGGGGCAACUGGAAGAUGAAUGGCAGGAAGAACACCCUGGGGGAGCUCAUCAACACCCUGAAUGCCGCUAAGGUGCCGGCUGACACUGAGGUGGUUUGUGCACCCCCCACUGCCUACAUCGACUUCGCCAGGCAGAAGCUGGACCCCAAGAUAGCUGUGGCUGCACAAAACUGCUACAAAGUUACUAAUGGGGCCUUCACUGGAGAGAUCAGUCCUGGCAUGAUCAAAGACCUUGGAGCCACAUGGGUAGUCCUGGGCCACUCAGAGAGGAGGCACGUCUUUGGGGAAUCAGAUGAGCUGAUUGGGCAGAAGGUGGCCCAUGCCCUGGCAGAGGGACUAGGAGUAAUCGCCUGCAUCGGGGAGAAGCUGGAUGAAAGGGAAGCUGGUAUCACAGAGAAGGUCGUUUUUGAGCAGACCAAGGUCAUCUCAGAUAAUGUGAAGGACUGGAGCAAGGUUGUGUUGGCCUAUGAACCUGUGUGGGCCAUUGGUACUGGCAAGACAGCAACACCUCAACAGGCUCAAGAAGUACAUGAGAAACUCCGAGGAUGGCUUAAGUCCAAUGUCUCCGAUGCUGUGGCUCAGAGCACCCGGAUUAUUUAUGGAGGUUCAGUGACUGGGGCAACCUGCAAAGAGCUGGCAAGCCAGCCUGAUGUGGACGGCUUCCUGGUGGGCGGUGCCUCCCUCAAGCCUGAAUUUGUGGACAUCAUCAAUGCCAAACACUAAGUGCCAUCCGUCUCCACUCCCCUUCCUGCUAAGCCAGGAAGCAGCUGGGAAUUCCAGUGAUGCCCCUCUCCCAUGCUUUUGAUGUCAUCUGCUCCUCCAGUGGCCCAAUCCAAACGAGUAUUUACACACCACCACCAUCACCACCUCCCCCGCCCCAUAAUGGUUGGGACCAGGCCAAUCUUUUCAUCACUUACUCUGAGCUGCAAGGUAGCUUCUCCCUGGCUGAGAGGCAGGAGUGGAGCUUGCUUAUGGUCCCCCUCAGGCCCUGCUGAGGGCAGUAGAGAAGUCAUCCUCCCCACCACUGUGAUAGUCCUCACUUGAGAGGCAGGGAUGCUACCCUCUCACAGUGCCGACCCUGUGUGUGUGCUGUGUCUAUGAGCUGUCCACAUGUAAGGGAAAUAAAACACCUGGCACUAAGA